GGGGCUGGUGCCUCAGGCGCGUGUCGACUGCCGGAGCGGAAGCCGACCCCCGCAUUCCGAGAACGGGAUUGACUUCGGCUGUUGGUUCUUCCCUUCUUCCAUGAUUCCAUCUUCUCCUCCGGCUCCUACGGUGGGUUCCCCGGUUUUCCCUCUCUCUCUCCGGGGAACCCAAAACUAUGCUUCUUUCUUCCAGCUUCUCCCGCACUCUUCUCUCCCCAAGUGCUCUGUCUCUGUCCGCCAAACGCGCCUUCUCUCGCUCCAUUCCUCCCAACAUGAAGCACCAUCUGAUGGUCGGUACCUGGACCCCGCCAGGCCGUAUCUACACCGUCGCAUUUGACGAUGAGGCCCUCACGCUGGAACUGGUUCAGAAGACCGACAUUCCAGAGGCUGAACCUAUCUCGUGGAUGACAUUCUCGGUAGGCUUGCUGGACCUAGAUAUUCUGGAUGAAUUGCUUAAGAUCGCACCCCGCAGCACGAUAAAAAAGCUAUCUACGGCGCCGCUAUGAAGAAAUGGAACAGUUUUGCGGUAAACAGUCCUACCGAUAUCGUCCAUCAGGUCUCACACCCUGUCGCUGGCCACGAGCUCGCCCCCAGCGCCGAUACCAACACGCGCGCCAUCUUCGUUCUAGCCGCCCAUAAACCACCAUACAACGUCUACGGCAACCCGUUCUACAAAUACGCAGGCUACGGAAACGUCUUCUCGGUCGAGUCCGACGGGCGACUAGCGCAAAACGUACAGAACUACGAAUACGAACCUAACACGGGCAUUCACGGGAUGGUAUUCGAUCCGACCGAAACGUAUCUCUACUCGGCCGAUCUUCAAGCCAACAAGAUCUGGACACACAAGAAGGACACGGCGGGGCAACUGACGCUGGUCGAUUGUCUGGAGGCACCUUCGCCGGACGACCACCCGCGCUGGGUUGAGAUGCACCCGAGCGGAAAGUAUCUCUAUGCGCUGAUGGAGGCGGGAAACCGUUUGGCGGUAUAUGUGAUCGAUGAGCGAACCCAUGUCCCUGUGUUUACACAUAUUACGUACCCCUUGCUGCCCGCAGGCCUCCCCCCUCGUAAUAAGUACCGCGGCGACGUCACCUUCACGACCCGCAGCGGAGAAUACCUUUUCGCCACGACCCGCAGCAACCAUUUCGACGUUACGGGAUACAUCACGGCCUUCAAGCUCGGUCCGAACGGCAACAUCGAACGGCAGCUUUUUAUCAACCCCACCUCAACUAGCGGCGGGCACUCGAACGCCGUCAGCCCUUGCGAUUUUAGCGACGAGUGGCUGGCGCUGUGCGACGACCAGCUUGGGUUCGUGGAGAUGUAUCGAUUCCGCGACGAGAGGCUGGCGCGCGUGGCCCGCGUGGAUAUUCCGGAGAAGGGAUUCGGAAUGAAUGCCAUUUGGUAUGAUUAAUGAGAGAUUAAGAAAAAAAAAAAGAAAGUACAAAUACCAAAAAGCCGGUGUUGAGGAUCAAGCUUUCA
Aspergillus melleus is the source of this 1476-nucleotide messenger RNA. RefSeq lists its product as uncharacterized. The transcript is spliced from 3 exons. The record is from RefSeq and is a predicted model, not a curated record. Gene Ontology annotation, molecular function: protein binding; 6-phosphogluconolactonase activity. The coding region runs from base 503 to 1408 and encodes 301 amino acids. NCBI's taxonomy places the organism in Eukaryota, Fungi, Ascomycota, Eurotiomycetes, Eurotiales, Aspergillaceae.